AAUGUGUCUGCGCCGCGCUCCCGCGGCGGGAUCGAGUCCCCGACUGUCGGUCGGUGGGGUCGGUCUGGGAAACUGCGGCCCUGCCCCCGGUCUCCACCGUGAUCCCACUCGGAUCCACCCAGACCCGUACCCCCCCGCCCCCCACCGAUCUUAGACCCACCGCGGGAGCCGGGUCCCUUGGGGGCGGUGAGGAGAGCCCGAAGGAGACCAGGCUGGGCCCCAGUGCCUGCUAAGAACGUGACCUUCGAAGUAGAAAUUGGGAUUGGGGCUUUGAACCAGGUCACCUGGGAAAAGGCAGGGCUGGCGAGGAGGCGUCGGGGGUGAGGCCGGAGUUGGAUGGGGUGAAGACUCCCCGGGGCGGCAUCCAGGGGAGCCGCUGCUGACGAGAGGGCAGAGUCCCCUGGGCGUGGUGGGGAGCGGAUCCUCCCACCCGGCUGGAAACCUCUGCCAGUCGGGUGUGGAGGGGUGCCCUCAGCCCUCAGACAUCCCUGCCCCUGGUUGUGACGUUUCUCUUCAGCUUUGCCACUUGGGCACCCCAACCCCUGAAAGCUCCCCGCAUCCCGUCCUCCUCCAUCUAAAAUGUGGGCUGGUUAUUCCAGGCCUCCCUCUCUAAUCUCUUUAUCCAAUCUCCUCUGGGUUCUAGCUUCCUCCCUCCUGGCCUCUUUAGAGGGAAGGAUGUGACUUGUAUUUCUCCCCAAUCCACGUGUGGCUUUUCCGGGAGGGGUGGGGAUGACUCGGUGUGAAGAGCAGCCUCCCCUGGCUUCCACACCCCAUCACCUGGAGGGGACACCAGGGCACAGAGAAGCACAGCAUGCAGCAGGGGCACAUCAGCAUUUGUUGAUGCUUAGGAUGAGGGCGACAAGAACAGGUGAUGCCUGGAAGAGCACAGGGUGCCUCGGAAUCAGCUGUGGAGGGCUCUUCUACCUUCUGUAUGGGCUGCUUCAGCCGCUCAGUGUCUGGCCUGGUCAUCGGGCUGCAGGACGGCCCUGGGAGCAGAACACAUCACUGUGUACCAGGAUGGGGCACAGGCACCUCGGUCUGUCCUUGUAAGACCCGCAGCGCGAGUGUGUGUUAGGUGCAGGUGUGCGUGUGUGAGAGGCCAGGUGUGCAUGUGUGAGAGGCUGGGAACAGCUGGGUGUCCACGGCCUGACCCUGGACCUUUCCGAGGACCCCCUCCGAGAGCUCCCUGAGGGAUUCACUGCGCCUUCUCCUGGCCCAGGACCAAGGGUCGGCCUGGAAGAAUGCCUGGCAGGGCUCUGGUUCCCGGCAGCCCCCCCCAACCCUGCCCACCACAGGUGGGGUGACUGUGUGGGAUGCCUGGAGGCACGUCAGGAUUAGGGGUUGGAGGGUUACAGGAUCUGAGGCUCAGGCCACAUUCCUGCCUGGGUGUCCUCGCAGCUGGUAACCGGUAACCAGGAUGUAACCAGGAUUCCCCUGGGGAGCGAGCUGCUGCCCAACCCUCUUCCAACCGGAUGGUCUGCUCAGAUUAUCCCAUCCGGUUGCCCUGCCCCAAGGGCUGGGGGAGCUGGCUGCAGGCCCCUCUGCCCCCUGCCCCCACACUUUCUAGCCCAGGCACUCCUCCCUGAGGCUGGCUCUCCUUCCCCUAUCUGGGCUUCCUGGUUCUGGAUCCCAGGGACCCUAGGAGAGCAGAUGGACCCCGCCAGCCACAAAUGAUCACCCUCAGUAAGAAGUCAGACCGCACAGAGGGAAGGACGCAUGCCACCCCCCUGUCCGCAAACAGUCCAAUCGCCCUGGAAAUCCCAUUCCUUCUGCUCACUGACCCUCGUUUCUGGAGUGCUUGGCAGGAGAAGCAGGAAAGGGACAGGGGAGAGGAUCGUACACUCAGGAUUUGAGGGCUGGAAGGCCGUGGCCCUGUGACUCUUAACACUAUUGUGGGGUCACGGCCCCCCUUGAGAAUCUAAUAAAAGUUAUGGAACUGUCAUCAGAAAAACAUGCACACACACAAUUUCAAAGUAUGCAUGGAGCCCCUGUCCCACCUGUGAUUCCCCGGGAGGCCCCUGAGGUUUUUACUGGUAAGGAAAUUGAGUCCCAGAAAGAGAGUGUGGCUUGCCCCUGUCCACGUUAAUUGGUGGUAGGGCUUGAUAGUGUACUAUCAGGGACACACGGACCCCCCAUCACACACACACACAUACUCACUCACUCACUCGCACAGGGAAGGGGAUUGUUUCCAGGGAGAGCUGGCCUCAGCUGGCCUCUGAGGGGAUUGCGCCAUGUGCAGGCAGGUCCAAUCUGGUUCUGGGCAGCUGGGCAUGGGGCUGAGAUAACACCUCCCCAGUGCUACGGGCCUCACGCUCGCUGUCUCAGGCCGCCUUGGACACACUGACCCCAGGCUGCAGUAGCAGCAGUGUGGGGCUGGGGAGGCCAGCCCCAGCCUCUGCUCACCUGCCACAGCAUUGGCUCCCCAAAGCCUCACAGCCCCCAAAGGUGACCUGGGGGUCGCCAUGCUGCUCCCUGCCCUCCUCUGUGGGACGGCAUGGGCACUGGCUAACGGGCGGUGGUGUGAGUGGACAGAGACCAUCCUGGUGGAGGAGGAAGUAACCCCCCGUCAGGAGGACCUGGUGCCCUGCACCAGCCUCCAUCAUUACCAGCGCCGGGGCUGGCGGCUGGACUUGACCUGGAGUGGCCGUGUGGGGCUCUGCCCCAUCUACAAGACCCCGGAAACCAGGCCUGCUGCACGGAACCUGACGGUGAGGGCUUGCUGCCCAGGCUGGGGGCGGGGGGGGGGAGGUGGGAGCACCCACUGCACCCUGGCCCUUGCCGAAGCCAGCCUCGAGGGCCACUGCUUUGCCACAUGGCUGUGCCAGCCGAGGGCAGGCUCAGCUAACGCUUCUGUGGGCCUGGAGGAGUGCUGAGCCUGGCCUUGGGGACACAGCUGGCGGGACGGCCACCCCCAGCCCUGCCACAGCUGCUCCAGCCACAAACUCCCCGGUGGGUCCACAGACCCCAGCCUGCGGGAAAGACUGCGCUACGAGGCUGCAGCCCAGGAUGUGUGCCAUCAGUUGCUGGACGGUCCAUGCAGGGAAUGCCAUGUCCAGGUGCCCCCUGCUGAGUACCACGAGGCCUUCCUCUUUGCCUACCGUGCUGGAGCCCCAGCGGGCAGUGGGCGGGAGGAGCGGCUGGAGGCCGCGUGCCCCACCUUGGCCAGCUACGCCCAGGAUCGUGCGGCGCGACGCAUCCACGUGCGCUGGAGGAAGCCCGGCUUCUGCGAGCGCCUGUGCCUAGGGGGCCGGCUGUGCUCGGACUGCGCCUGGGCCUGCCCGCCCAGCUGCUCGGCAGUGGGCGAGGGGGGCGAGGGGUCCUGCGGGGAAGAGUGCGUGAGCGGCUGCGAGUGCCCGCCCGGCCUCUUCUGGGACCGCGCCCUCUGUGUGCCUACCGUCCGCUGGCCCUGCUACCACCGACGCCGGCGCUACGACCCCGGUGACACCGUGCGCCAGCUGUGCAGCCCGCGCGUUGGCCGGGACGGCCGCUGGCUCUGCGCGCAGGCGCCGUGCCCCGCCGAGGGCGCGGUGGGCGGGGACGGGCAUUACCUCACCUUCGAUGGGCGGAGCUUCUCCUUCCGCGGCCGCGCAGGUCGCCGCUUCAGCCUGGUGCAGGACUUCGUAAAGAGGCCGCUACUGACUGUACUGGAGCACGGGGACUGCAAUGCUGGGAGCUGCCUCCACGCCAUCUCGGUCUCCCUGGGGGACACCCACGUCCAGCUCAGGGACUCAGGAGCAGUACUGGUGGACGGGCAGGAUGUGGUCUUGCCCUGGAGCGGCCCUGGGGGCCUCAGCGUCUCCCGGGCCUCUUACACUUUCCUGCUGCUGCGCUGGCCUGGGGCCCGCAUCCUCUGGGGAGCGUCUGCCUACAUCACCCUGGACGCCCGCCACGCCCUCCAGGUGGCCUGGAACCAGCAGGAUGACUUCCGGACUCCUGCUGGCAACGUGGAGACCAGCAUUGCCGCCUUUGCUAGCAAGUUCCAAGUGGCAGGUGAGGGAAGGUGCCCCUCGGAGGACAGCGCCCCACUUUCCCGCUGCAGCACCCACACUCAGCGUCACAUUUUCGUGGAGGCAGCCUGUGCCAUCUUGCAUGGCCCAGUCCUCCAGGAAUGCCACGGGCUGGUGGACAGGGCACGGUUCCACCUGCGCUGCUUGGCACCUGUGUGUGGCUGCACCCACGGCGGGGACUGCCUGUGCCCCGUGCUCGCUGCCUAUGCUCGGCACUGUGCCCAGGAGGGUGCCCUGCUUUCCUGGAGAGACCAGACCCUCUGCCCUGUCCUGUGUCCUGGUGGCCAGGAGUACCAGGAGUAUGCCCCAGUGUGCGAUUGGAACUGUGGGGAGACUGAAGGCUGUGGGGAGCUGGGAAGCUGUGUGGCCGGUUGUAAUUGCCCCCUGGGGCUGCUUUGGGACGCUGAGGGCCAGUGUGUGUCCCCCGGCUCAUGCCCCUGCCAGCUUGGGGCCCAUCGCUAUGCCCCUGGCAGCGCUACCAUGAAGGACUGCAACCACUGCAUCUGCCAGGAGAGGGGCCUGUGGAAUUGCUCUGCUCAACGCUGCGCCCCACCGCGGGCAUUCUGCCCCCGUGGGCUCGUCUACAUCCCUGGUGCCUCCCUCCUCACCUGUGACAGCCCCAGUGCCAAUGGCUCCUGCCCUGCAGACAGCAUGGGGGGCUGUGUCUGUCCCCCAGGAGCCGUGUUGCUGGAUGAGGGCUGCGUACCUCCCGAGCGCUGUCCCUGCCGUCACGGUGGGCAGUGGUACCCGCCCAACGCUGCAAUCCAGGAGGACUAUAACAUUUGGGUGUGCCAGGGUCGGCAGUGGCGCUGCACGGGCCAGCGGUGCGAUGGGCGGUUCCAGGCACCAGGUGCCCCCCACCAUGUGACGUUCGAUGGGCUGGCCCUCACCUUCCCCGGGGCCUGCGAGUAUCUGCUGGUGCGGGCCAGCGGCCGUUUCACAGUCUCUGCCCCGGACCUGUCCUGCGGGGCCAGCGGCAUCACCUGCACCAAGGCGCUGACCGUGCGCCUGCAGAGCACCGUUGUGCACAUGCAGAGAGGCCAGGCAGUGACAGUGAAUGGGGUGAGUGUAACGCCCCCCAAGGUCUACACGGGCUCCGGGCUGAGCCUGCGCCAUGCUGGCCUCUUCCUGCAGCUCGCCACCUGCCUGGGCCUCACCCUGCUCUGGGAUGGGGGCACCCGGGUCCUGGUGCAGCUGUCCCCCGAGUUCCGCGGCCGGGUGGCUGGGCUGUGUGGAGACUUUGAUGGAGACGCCAGUAAUGACCUUCGGAGCCGCCAGGGAGUCCUGCUGGAGCCCACGGCUGAACUGGUUGCCCACUCCUGGUGCCUCAAUCCUCUCUGCCCAGAGCCAGGGGACCUGCGGCACCCCUGCGCCGUGAGGCGUGGUGUGCCCGGCUGGGCCCGCGCCCGCUGCGGGGUGAUGCGGCAGCCGCUCUUUGCCCGGUGCGGUGCGGAGGCCCCAGAGCAGCACUUCGAGUGGUGUGUGCGUGACACCCGCAGACGUGAUUCAGGGGGCGACUGUGUGUGUCUCUGCUCGGCCAUCGCCACCUACGCAGACGAGUGUUCCCGGCACCACCACGGGAUCCACGUGCGCUGGCGCAGCCAGGAGCUCUGCCCUCUGCAGUGUGGGGGCCAGGGGUAUGAGGCCUGUGGCCCCACACGUCCCCCCCCAACCUGCCAUGACCACGGUCCUGAGCCUGGGUGGCACUGCCAGGCCGUUGCCCGUGUGGAGGGCUGCUUCUGUCCUGAGGGGACUCUGCUGCACUGAGGAGUCUGCCUGGAGCCGGCUUCCUGCCCCUGCGAGUGGCGAUGGCGAGGCAGCUUCUUCCCCUCGGGCACCGUACUGCAGAAAGACUGUGGCAACUGCACGUGCCGGCAAAGUCAGUGGCUUUCUGGGGAUGACGGUAGCCGCGGGGAGGAGCCGGUGCCUGGCUGUGCGGAGGGAGAGGCCCCAUGCCAGGAGGGCGGGCACUGUGUGCCCCACGGGUGGCUUUGUGACUACCAGGAUGACUGUGGCGAUGGCUCAGACGAGGAGGGCUGUGACACCCCAGGCCGUGGGGAGGGGCAGAUGUCUUGCAGCUCCGGCCACUGCCUGCCCCUGGCCCUGAUCUGCGAUGGGCAGGAUGACUGUGGAGACGGGACAGAUGAGCAGGGCUGCCCGUGCCCCCAGGACUCACUGGCCUGCGCUGACGGGCGCUGCCUGCCCCCCGCCCUGCUCUGCGAUGGGCACCCUGACUGUCCGGACGCUGCUGACGAGGAGUCCUGUUGGGGGCAAGUGAACUGCACCCCUGGGGAGGUGUCCUGCAUCGAUGGUGCCUGCGUGGGGACCAUCCACCUGUGUGAUGGAAUCUGGGACUGCCCAGAUGGAGCCGACGAGGGGCCAGGGCUCUGCCCGCUCCUCUCUCUGCCCACUCCCCCGGCUGGUACCUUGCCUGGCCCCUCCGCUGUCUCCAGGGAGACUGCACCUACUCCCCAAUUCAGCGUCAGCCCCGCGUCGCCGUGCGGCCUCUUCGCGAGCGGCGGCAGCGGUGAGUGCGCCCCGCAGGGAUGGCGCUGCGACGGCGAGGACGGCGAGCACAGCCGCGACCGGCUCUGCGCGCCGCACCUCCCGCCCUGCGCCCGCGGCCCGUUCUGUGUGGCCCCCGCGCAGCUGUGCGACGGCGCCGCACACUGUCCCCACGGCUCGGACGGGGACCCCGGCGCCUGCGAGGGGCUGCCAGUCCCAGGAGGCCCCAACAGGACAGGGCUUCCCGGCCCAGAAUACUCCUACCCGGAUGGCCUCUGCCUCGGUUUCCAGCUGGUGAGGGUGGGGAACGGGGGGCAGCCUGACUGUGAAUUGGCGGGGGAGGCAGGGCCCUCCUGGGAAGAGCAGUGCUGUGAGGCCUGGGGCCCCUGGAGCCCAUGGGCGCCAUGCAGCCAGACGUGCGGGCCCGGGGUGCAGGGCUGCAGCCACCGCUGCUCCCCGCCCAGCCUCCCGGUGCUGCGGCACUGCCCGGGCCCCGAGCACCAGACUCAGGCCUGCUUCACGGCCGCCUGCCCAGUGGACAGUGAAUGGACCUCCUGGUCUCCCUGGUCCCCAUGCUCUGAGCCAUGCAGGGGCACCAUGGCCCGGCAGCGGCAGUGCCGCCCACCCCGGAACGGGGCCUACACCUGUGCCGUGCUGCCUGGGGCCCCUCCCAGCACCCGCCAGACCAGACCCUGCCCUCAGGACGGCUGCCCCAAUGUCACCUGCUCCGGGGAGCUGGUGUUCCAUCCCUGUGCCCCUUGCCCUUUGACCUGUGAUGACAUCUCUGGUCAGGCCGAGUGCCCCCCUGCGCCCUGCAGCAGCCCAGGCUGCUGGCGCCCCACAGGGCAGGUGCUGGGUGACGACGGGCGGUGGCCGUGGCAGUGCCCCUGCCUGGUGGACGGCACCCGCUACUGGCGCGGGCGGCGCGUCGAGGCCGACUGCCGGCUCUGCAUCUGCCGCGAUGGACGGCCCCGGCGCUGCCGGCCCAACCCAGACAGUGCCGUGAACUGUGGCUGGUCAUCCUGGUCCUGGACCGAGUGCCUGGGCCCCUGUGGGAGCCACAGCAUUCAGUGGUCCUUCCGGAGCGCCAACAAUGCCCGCCUCGCUGGCCGAGGUCGCCAGCGCUGGGGCAUCCACCGCAAGGCCCGCAGCUACUGCACCCGCCAGGGACCUGCGGGGACCUUGACCUCACCUCCAGCUCCCACGUGGGAAGCCGCCUGUGCUCAGGGUGCUUCCACGGGCACCACGGACCGAGGCCCCGCGAGGGUCCGCCGAGUCGGGGAUCACUGGCGAGAGGGCCCCUGCAGCUGCCCGUGUCUGCACGGCAGCACGUCACGCAGCUCCCACUACUGCCCGCUGGGCACCUGCCCCCAGGACUGGGUUCUGGUGGAGGGAGUGGGAGAGUCAUGUUGCCACUGUGUCCUGCCUGGAGACAACCACACGGUCCGCCACAUGGCCCCUCCAGCCCCAAGCCCCCGGAUCGGGGCCCCUCUGAUCACCUACAUUCUGCCUCCCCCCAGAGAUCCCUGCUAUUCUCCCCUGGGCCUGGCCCAAUGCCUCGAGGGGAUCCUGCAUGCUUCGCCCCAGCAGCUGGAGCGCCCCACCUGGGCUGCCACCCUAAGGCCUCCCACGGAGGCACCUGGGCAGCAGGGCUGGAGCCCCGUAGAGGAAGCUUAUACUCAGUGGCACGCCCAGCCCCCCUACUUGCAGCUGGACCUGCUAUGGCCCUGGAAUCUCACUGGCAUCGCUGAGCUGUCAAUCUCUGUGUCCCCAGGGCCAGUGCCUGGUGUAUGUCCCCUGGGCAAGCAGUGGCUGGACAGUGCACAGGGCCCUGCUUCCUGUGCAGAGCUCAGUGCCCCGAGAGGGACUGUCCAGCCCUCCCACCCUGGCUGCUGCUGCAGAGCACUGAACUCAGGGCGCGUGGCUCUGCUCUGCCAGCCCCGUGACCAGCACGUGACCCCGGGCGAGUGGCGUUCAGCAUGGGCCUCUGUUUUCCUGUUUGUAAAUGUUGAUUGGUCUGGAAAUUCUUUUUUUUUUUUAAUUUUUAUUUAUUUAUUUUUGGCUGUGUUGGGUCUUCGUUUCUGUGCGAGGUCUUUCUCCAGUUGUGGCAAGCGGGGGCCACUCUUAAUCGCGGUGCGCGGGCCUCUCACUAUCGUGGCUUCUCUUGUUGAGGAGCACAGGCUCCUGUGGUCACCCUGGACCCCAUGGAGCGAGUGCUUGGCCUCCUGUGGCCCUGCCCGACGCCACCGGCACCGCUUCUGCACCAGGCCCCCCGGCGUUACACCGUCCAGCUUGGCACUGCUGCCCCCACUGGCUUAAGUCCCACCUCCUUGCCCAGGCCCUGAGGCAGAGGAGGAGCCUUGCCUCCUGCUGGGGUGUGACCGUGUCCCGUGGAGCCCAGAUCCAAGCCCCCGCCACUCCUGUGUGGGCGGCCUCCAGAGCCGGACCCCACCCCGGGGCCUGGGGGAUUACUGCGAGGGGCCUCGGGCCCAGGGGGCCGCCUGCCAGGCUCUGCCAUGCCCAGUGACCAACUGCACCGCCAUCCAGGGGGACGAGUCCAGCCCCUGUGGCCCUCCCUGUCCUUGCUCCUGUGACGACCUCGUGCACUGGGUUUGGCACUGCCAGCCAGGCGGUUACUGCCCGCCGGACCAGGUGCUGAGUGCUGACGACGCUGUCUGCGUGCCGCCCAGCCACUGCAGCUGCCUGGGCCUGCUGACCCGGGAGCGGCACCGUCCCGGUGCUCAACUGGCGAGGCCCGAUGGCUGCAGCUGCUGCACCUGCUCCGAGGGCAGCCUGACCUGCACAGACCUGCCUUGCCCAGUGCCUGGAGGCUGGUGCCCGUGGUCAGAGAGGACGGCGUGCUCCCAACCCUGCCGGGGCCAGACGAGGACCCGCUCCAGGGCCUGCACCUGCCCGGUUCCUCAGCAUGGAGGGGUCCCGUGCCCUGGGGAGGCGGGGGAGGCAGGAGCCCAGCAUCAGAGGGAGAGCUGCGCCAGCCCCCCUGAGUGCCCAGUGGAUGGAGGCUGGGGCCCAUGGGGACCGUGGUCUCCCUGUGACGUUUGCCUGGGGCAGUCCCAUCAGAGCCGAGCAUGUAGCUGGCCCCCCACUUCUGAGGGAGGCCGGCCCUGCCCUGGGGGCCACAGGCAGAGUCGCCCCUGCCAGGACAGUUCUACUCAAUGCACAGACUGUGCAGGUGGCUAGGGUCUUCUCCCUUGUGGGCGGCCCUGCCCCCGCUCCUGCCGGGACCUGUCCCCCGGGGUCGUGUGCCAGCCAGGCUCGACAGGCUGCCAGCCCAGCUGUGGGUGCCUUGGCCAGCUGCCCCAGGACGGCCUUUGUGUGUCCCCAGCCCAGUGCCGCUGCCAGUACCAGCCCGGAGCCAUGGGGAUCCCUGAGAACCAGAGCCGGUCCGCAGGGUCUGGGCUCAGCUCCUGGGAGAACCUGGAGCCCAGGGAGGUGGCGACUGGACCGUGUGACAACUGCACCUGUGUGGCGGGCAUCCUGCAGUGGUGGGAGGUGCGGGGCUCCUGGGGCCCCUGGGAGGACGGCAGUGUUUCGUGUAGAGGAGGGGAGCAGCUGUGCUCCCGGUGCUGCGCCCGGCCACCCUGCCCCAGACCCCGCCUGAGCCGCAUCUGCUGCACCCAGGUCUGCAGAGAGGCAGGCUGCCCGGCCGGGCGUCUGUACCGGGAGUGCCAGCCCGGCGAGGGCUGCCCCUUCUCCUGCGCCCACAUCACUCGGCAGGUGGGCUGCUUCUCCGCUGGCUGCGAGGAGGGCCGUCACUGCCCCGAAGGCACCUUCCUGGACCGUUUGGCCUGUGUCCCGCAGUGCUCCUGUGUGCUGACUGCCUCGCUGCUGCAGGAGCUGCGAGCUGCCGGCGCUGACCCGGGGGCUCACCUGUCCAUUCUGGGAGAGGGGGGUCAGCCCCUUGGGCCUGGAGAUGAGUUGGGCUCAGGUCAGACCCUCCAUACAGGCUGCAGCAACUGGUUUGGACCGUGGAGAGCCAGGGAGCUGCAUGGGGUUCGGGGCCUGGCACUGGCAGGUGCUCCAGGGAUUGGCAGAUGGGAGGCAGAGGGGCAGAGACAGAGGGCAGCUAGGGCAGGAGGUGGGCAAGACCCACUGUGCCUGGGGGCAGCUACAAGCGGACAUAAAGCCACAGCUGGGCCUGUGGCUGCCAAGAGGGAGAACUGUGACGGCUUGGGGGCGGGGGGCCGGGGAGGAGCUGCAGGAGGAGGGGCCCCCUGCCCACCCCCACGCCUCCUUCCCUCCGUGACGUCCAAGAUGAACCCCUCUCCUGCAGACCUGCGGUCCCUGUCCUCGCCCCCCCUUCUGCGCGGGCUGCUGGAGCAGGCUGGAGGCUGCAUUCCCCCAGAGCAGUGUACCUACCAGCACAUCUCAGGAGAAGGAGCUGGGGUGACCCUGGCCCCCGGGGACCACCUGCAGCUGGGCUGCAAAGAGUGUGAAUGCCAGCAUGGGGCGCUGCAGCGCACCACGGGCUGUCAGGGUCUUCUGCCUCUGAGCCGCUGGUCCGAGUGGUCCCCCUGUGGGCCCUGCUCCAGGACUGCCCUAGAGGAGCACUGGCCCAGGGACCCAGCUGGCCUCUCCUCCACCUCGGUCCCCACGCUGGCUUCAGAGCAGCACCGCCGCCGCCUCUGUUUGGACCCCGAGACGGGGAGGCCAUGGGCCGGGGAUCCAGACCUCUGCACCGUGCCACUCAGCCAGCAGCGUCUCUGCCCAGACCCGGGAGCCUGCCAAGGUUGAUGCCAGUGGAGUCCUUGGGGGGCCUGGAGCCACUGCCAGGUACCCUGCAGUGGGGGUUCUAGCUGCGCUGGAGGAGGCUGCCAGGGGCCAUGGGCUCAGACUGAGAGCUGCACCGUGGGGCCUUGCCCAGAGAGCUGCGAGGCCCAGGACCCCGUGCCCACCCUGGACCGUGCCGACCACUGCCCAAGAAGCUGUGCCGACCUCUGGGUCCGCGUGCAGUGUCUGCAGGGACGGCGCCACCCAGGCUGCCGCUGUCCCCCUGGCCAGCUGGUACAGGAUGGGCGCCGUGUGCCCAUGUCUUCUUGCCGCUGUGGCCUCCCCAGCCCCAGUGCUUCAUGGGUGCUGGCUCCGGCCGAGGGGUGGCUGGACUGCAAAAGCUGCACCUGUGUUAACGGGUCCCUGAUGUGCCGCCCCCAUGAGUGUCCAGCCCUCGGGCCUUGGUCAGCCUGGAGCAGCUGCAAGGAAGGUCCUGCGGGGGCACCGUGCCAGGCCCAGGACACGGAGCAACGGCAGGAACGUAACCUGCAGCCCUGCCCCGAGCGCCCACCUGGCCAGGUGCUCAGCCCCUGUGCGACCUCGUGCCCGCGCCUGUGCUCGCAUCUGCAGCCUGGCACCCUCUGCAUGCAGGAGCCCUGCCAGCUUGGCUGUGACUGCCCUGGAGGGCAGCUGCUGCGCUACGGCACGUGUGUGUGCCGCUCUCUGCCCUGGGGCCUCAGCUUGACUCCUGAAGAGCAGGGCCGGGAGCUGACCCCAGGGACUCUGCUCACCCAGAACUGCACCCGCUGUGUCGGCCAAGGCGGAGCCUUCAGCUGCCCCGUCGCUGGCUGUCGGGGUGAGAUUGCCCCCCCCGGAGAAAUGUGGCAGCAGGUGGCCCCCGGGGAGCUGGGGCCCUGUGAGCAGACGUGCCGGGAGCCCAACGCCACGGAGACUCAGGGCAGCUGCAGUGCGGGGCAGGCCCCGGGGGACCCUGGGACAGCCGGUUCCGGGCCGCGCUCCCUCCCCGCCGGGGCGCCCUCCCCUCCGGGGGUCCCGGUCCCCAAGGUGGUCGCGGCUACGGCAUCCUCAGGCCAGGCCGCGGGGGGAGGGGGCGGCCUGGAGGCCGUGGCGGGAUCCCUGAUCUGGGCGAGGCGGGCGGUACGGGCGGAGUCCUCGCAGAUGAGCCAGCCUUGCGGGGAAGGACUCGCCCGCUCGCCCGCUUCUUCCUCUGCACUUGGGCGGCCGACUCCGGGCGAGUCCCGCGCAGCCUUCCGCUGCCUCCCCACGCGGCUGGCCUAG
Lagenorhynchus albirostris (white-beaked dolphin) is the source of this 12542-nucleotide messenger RNA. RefSeq names its product SCO-spondin-like. The record is from RefSeq and is a predicted model, not a curated record. Gene Ontology annotation, molecular function: protein binding; peptidase inhibitor activity. Gene Ontology annotation, cellular component: extracellular matrix. NCBI's taxonomy places the organism in Eukaryota, Metazoa, Chordata, Mammalia, Artiodactyla, Delphinidae.